Messenger RNA from Colletotrichum graminicola M1.001, 579 nucleotides. Its product is annotated as quinate permease. Lineage: Eukaryota; Fungi; Ascomycota; Sordariomycetes; Glomerellales; Glomerellaceae. Bases 1 to 579 code for a protein of 192 amino acids. Gene Ontology annotation, biological process: carbohydrate transport; transmembrane transport. Gene Ontology annotation, molecular function: carbohydrate:proton symporter activity. The transcript has 3 exons. The record is from RefSeq and is a predicted model, not a curated record. Gene Ontology annotation, cellular component: membrane.
AUGGCCUUCAUCGACAAGGUCGGCCGGAAGCCCAUUCUCAUCGGAGGCUCUAUCGUUAUGUUGAUUUCCAUGAUCAUUCCUGGAAUCAUCGUUGCCAAAUUUAGUUAUGACUGGCCGGGUCACCCUGCCGAGGGCUGGAUUGCUGUUGCGUUUAUCUGGAUCUAUAUCGGAGCGUUUGGUGCUUCGUGGGGCCCGGUUUCUUGGACGCUGAUCUCCGAGAUCUUUCCCCUUUCCAUCCGUGCUAAGGGUGCUUCGAUCGGCGCAUCUAGCAACUGGAUCAAUAACUUCGCCGUCGCCUUCUACGUCCCUUCUAUGCUCAAGAAUUGGCAAUGGGGCACGUACAUCUUCUUCGCCGUCUUUCUUGGCGGCAGCAUCGUGUGGGUUUGGUUCUGCCUUCCGGAGACCAAGGGCGUUACCCUCGAGGAGAUGGACCGUGUCUUUGGCAGUAACACAGCCGCCGAGGACACGAUCUUACUUGAGCAGGCCAGAAGGGAUGUCGGCUUGACCGAAGAUCUGGAGGACAACGCCAUCCAGUCCGAGAAGAAGAGUCUCGGCGAGAGUCAGCUUGAGUCUGCUUAA